Molecule: messenger RNA, 1145 nt
Organism: Ceraceosorus bombacis
Lineage: Eukaryota; Fungi; Basidiomycota; Exobasidiomycetes; Ceraceosorales; Ceraceosoraceae
Source: the annotation of a GenBank genome assembly
AUGGCGACCGCCAAGAUCGCAACAGUGAGUCGUAGCAUGCCUUGCGGGCGCUCACAAGAUGUCCCACAUCUGCCAACACCCCACUCACCUGGCUGACCUCUAGCCACUCGUCUUGCUUGCGCUCUGCCUCGCAGCUACUGAUCCGGACCAUCGCCAAGCCGAUCGCUACGCAGCUCAAAUCGCAAGCAGCUCAGCACGACACCUUCAAAAAGAUAUGCGUCAAUUUAGCGCAGGGCAUGCAUCGUAGCGAGAUGGCUCUGCGCUCCAAUCUGAUGGGAGGCACAGCGGCGCAUACCAAAGUCAGACCUCUGAAUGAGAAAAAGGCAAUCGAGAAUGGCGCAACUGCUAUUUCGGAGGGCUUCCUCUUCGCGAUCGCUGCGGCGCUCAUCAUUGGAGAGAGCUAUAGGAGUAGCAGCAGCAACAGGAAACAGAGGGAUAGGACAGAAACGGCGGUGGAAGAGAUUAGGGAUGCUAUCGAGAUGCUGGGCAGCAGAUUGGGAGUGGAGAAGGAGAGCCUGUGGAGGAAUGGACGGCCGCUCGAGGACGUUGAAGUUGAUGCUGCUGAAGAGGCGCCAUCCACUUCAUCCUCGUUAGUACAGCCACAAAUUGACGAAGCUACUCCCAACGCAAGCACCACCACAGGAUCAGUCAAAGCACCCGCCACACUCUUCGCCAGCGCCGCACACAUUUCUGAAUUAGAGUCCGACAGGGAACGCUUGCAGCACGCAGUCGCAGUCUUGCUCCGCUUAGCGCUCAAGUCAGGCUGGAUCGAGGGUCCAGAGGCACUGCGUCUCGACCGGAUCUUGCAGAAGGGGAAUAGCGCCCACGUGGCCGGUUCCGCGCAGCGCACCUCAAAGGAUGCCACUUCCGAGGAUCCCACUCCUUCAAGCCAACGUCCUUCCCUAGCCUCGCUCGACCUGCACUCUUCAACAUCUGCUGCUGCUACAUCUGCAUCAGGCGCUCAUCUCGCUGCUCCUGAGGAGACGUCGCGAUCUGACAUUAUCUCUGAAGUAGCCAAGGCUCGCGCGGCAGAGAUAGCGAGGGAGGUGAGAUAUGGAGCAUCCGAUGGCAACAGCUCUUCGCUCGCCGAGUUGCUAGAGAAAGCAGGGCUCAGUGAGACCACCGCUUCCGAGACAAAACAAUGA